Messenger RNA from Rhizoctonia solani, 1014 nucleotides. Its product is annotated as integrase core domain protein. The transcript has a single exon. NCBI's taxonomy places the organism in Eukaryota, Fungi, Basidiomycota, Agaricomycetes, Cantharellales, Ceratobasidiaceae. The record is from RefSeq and is a predicted model, not a curated record. Gene Ontology annotation, molecular function: nucleic acid binding. The coding region runs from base 1 to 1014 and encodes 337 amino acids. Gene Ontology annotation, biological process: DNA integration.
AUGGAGGCAGGACUUUUAUUCUAUCAAGGAAGGAUUGUGGUCCCUGAUGUGGGGACCCUUUGUACAGACCUACUGCAGAUUUUCCAUGACAGCCCCUUAGCAGGACACCCUGGGAGGCAGCAAACCUUGGAAUUAAUCUCCUGGAAUUACUACUGGCCAGGAAUCCAUGCAGACACUUACUGGCAUGUAGACUCCUGCAAAACCUGCCAACAUAUUAGGAAGCCCUGCUAUGUGUCUAUACCCCCACAGCUGCUUGAACUACCAUCAUGGCCUUGGCAACAUGUAUCAUAUGACAUGAUUGUGGACUUGCCCAAGGAUGGGAAUUACAACUCCAUCUUGGUCAUAGUGGACAGCUUUACUAAAUACAUGAUCCUGGUGGAAUGCUCUAAAAAGCUCAAGGCCCCAGAGUUGGCAGACUUAUUCCUAUGCCACAUAUGGAAACAGUAUGGCAUGCCUGAAAAGACAGUCUCAGACCAGGGGAGGGUUUUCAACAACAAGUUCCUCAGGGCCUUAUACCAAUGCCUGGGGAUAGACCCCCAUUUCUCAUUGGCAUAUCACCCUCAGAGCAAUGGUCAGACAGAACAAGUAAACCCAACAGUUGAGCACUUCUUGCAAGCCUACUUGGGAGUCAACCAGAGGGAGUGGGUAAAAUGGCUGCCCAUGGCAGAAUUUGCCUACAACAAUGUGGUCCAUAGUUCUACAGGCAAAACACUGUUCAAAGCACUUUACAGAUGGGAGCCAGCCCUAACCCCUAGCAAUGUCCCCACCAAUGUACCAGAAACCAACAACUUGGCAAUGCAGAUGGAAGCUCAAUGGCAGGAAAUUGAAGCAGCACUCUGGCAAUCCAAGACACAAAUGGUAGCUGGAGAAACAGGCAAACCAGUAGAAUUUGAAGUUGGAGAAGAGGCCUGGCUAGACGCAAAAAACGUAAAGCUAAAGACCCUGAGUCAUAAGCUAACCAAACAACGCCUAGGCCCCUUCAAGAUAACAGAAAAUAUCUCCAAUCAAGCUUAG